UCCAAAGCCUUCGAAUGCACCAAAAGCAGGUGGUGAAGGAUCUUUCGACACCGAUCUAAGCGGACACUGUCACACCUCACACAAGGGUUGUCCGCUCGUCCCCGGUGGAUGGUUGGUGUCACAAAAAAUCGGUCGUCCGCUACGGUCGUAAAAGUACAGUAUAAUCCAAUACAGACUACCAGUGGUCAAGCCCGCCAUAGAGAGCAAGUCAAGAAUACACAUAAGUGAUAUGAUUUAACAUCCCUUCAUAUGACGACUGUAAGUAAGUCACAUCGGAUGAGAGCAUACAGUAGGCUGCGUGGCCAUGUUAGAAGCCUUUUGGUCAAUACAAAACUUUCCAAAUGGGGACAUCCGUCGAUCAAUGUUGUGACUUCGUACUCGUGACAGACGCGUCGUGUGACAACCGCGUCUGCGGGUUGGUGGCACCGACGAUACGCUUGUUUCACAAGUCUUAAGCUUGACGACAUAGUCCAAUAGUAUCAGAUGGACGUAGAGACAAGUCGAGCGAAACGAUUGGAGAAACAGCAGUCGAGGUAUCGGGAUAGGGGAGGCAUAUUCGUGCCGGCUGAAACAAACCCACUACUAGAGGUUUUACUUGCUCGAGGUCCGAAUGGAGAAUCACCAUCUAAAUACCGCCAUGGCAAGAGGUCUCCAAGUCGUCGAGAGAGUACUCGCGACUCUGCCCAAGGUCGCUUGCGAAAAGGCGAGCCAACCGUGAAAUCAGGCAGGAAAUCUACUCCUGCUAAGAGCAAGAACAAAUCUACGAAGUCUACGCGUAAGUCCACUACCACAGGAGGUGCCGCUGCUAGUGUCGAGCAGAUGGAUGCAGGACCUUCACGUUUACCUGCUGCGUCAUCUAGUCGUGCUGUCAAAUCAAAGGUGAAUGACAAGCAUGCGACUACCACAGUUUGUAAUGGUAUAGUCAUUCACUGUCAAUAUGUAUCGUUCAUUCACAGCCUUUCUUUUGCAGAGUCCGAUAGUACAGGGAAAGACAUUGCUAAUACCGGGCAACUCGGUAAAGAAGCAGCCCCUGCAUCAAAAGUUGUGCAAGUGAAAUCUAGUCGCACUACUCGAUCAAAGGGCAAGGAUAAAGCAUCUGAGCAUAACGAUGACGUGCGAGGUGACCAUGACGAUAUCCCUCCUCCAGCCAAAACCAAAGCAGUCACCCGUGGUCACAAGGCACCGCCGAAGGAAACCUCAGACCCUGGCAAAGAAGGAGCCGCUACCAAGCGUUCCAGAGCAGCGGAAGAGGCCGAUCCUGAUGUCGUGCCUCCACCGUCAAAACGUCCCAAGCGAAAAACUGCUGCAAAGUCUUCGGAGCCUCGAAAAACAGACAAGGUCACCACUCAAGAGUUAGCGCCUCCAGUUCCUGACACACUUCGGGACUUCGAGCAGCCAAGACCGAGGCGAACCCAACAGGCAACGCGAAUUACCAAAGACAAUGAUGACGUACAGAUCUCCACAUCGAUUGCCGGGCCUGCAGGGGGUGGGCCUUCCAACGCCGUUUCCAUGCAGAAAAGACAGUCGUCCCGUCACAAAUCCUCGAGCACAGCGACCAAGCGUGCCACAACUGUCAUAUUCUCUAGCGACGAUGAAGACUGUGAACCGGAGCCCAUAACCCGAUUGAGGUCAUCUGUGAUUACCGUUUCCGCCAACGUGGUUCGAGGUGGACCCACACCGGGGGCGAAGCAGCCGGAUUCCAAGAGCAGUAAUUUCGCUUCAGAGGAUCGACUGCAUACAAUCAAACCUAGAGUAGCACAUCGAACGCGGACACAAGUGGGUUUGCCUUCGCCGCCGGAUGACGAUGAAGAUUCAGAAUCGGACGUCCCAUUGGCUGUUGCGGUGGCUCGCAAAAGGAAAGCCCGGAGGUAUUUGGUGAAAGAUGACCUCGCUAUGCGAAAUCGGCACAAUGCUUCUGAUGAGGUAGCACCUGAGGCAAGCAAAGAGCAGAGAGGCGAUCAGAAGGACAUGACCACAAAUGGGCAGCGGGGCGUUAUCGCAGCAGGCAGUUCAACUGGUUUGACUGCAAAAAGAGCGACGGUUCGGGUUGAUGAAGAGGAACUAAUGGGCAGUGACAGGGAUGCCUCGGACGGAAUGAUUGACAAGAAGAAAUCUGCCGCCAGAUCUAAGCCCGGAACCAAGGUCAAAACAAAACCACUGAAAUCUUCUUCCAGAAGUCACAAAGAGAACCGCAAGGCAUCGAAGAACGUCGUAAAGAAAAAGCGCACGCCGCUGCCCGGGCCUCGAAUGUCGAUGUUCCCUGUACCGAACAUGGUUCCGGAUGAUGAUGACGAUCCUAUCGACCUGUUGGCAUAGUCUUCAGGUCAUGUAGAUAUACCUUCUAUACUUAUAUUGUACCCCAAAUACCAUUCACUCAGAAUAUGCAGAUAGACAGAUGGUUUGGUGACGUGAUGGAAUAACACGAAUAGC
Molecule: messenger RNA, 2430 nt
Organism: Somion occarium
Lineage: Eukaryota; Fungi; Basidiomycota; Agaricomycetes; Polyporales; Cerrenaceae
Source: the annotation of a GenBank genome assembly